AUGAUCUAUGACUGCGAAUGCGUUAUAUGCUUGGUUAGCGUCGUACAUUCAUCACUAUUCUCAUCUGAGAAGAUAUUCAAGAAGAUGCUACAUCACAAAACAAUCUCUUCCGUUUGGAAAAUGCUUAUUGUAUUUUUUGCUUUUGUGUUUGUGACAACAUAUGUUACAGCAGAAAUACCUUCCUACAUUCAUCCAUGUGGCCGCAAAGAUCCUAAUUAUGAUCAAUGCAUUGUGGACAAUACUUACAGUGUGAUAGAUACGAUGUGCACAAAGAAUUAUGAUGUUAACGUAUUGAACAACCAAUCAGUACUUAUGGACAAAAUAGUUAUUUUUGAUACAAAUAAUCUUAAAUUAUAUCUCAAAGAUAUAAAAAUACUUGGAGUUUGUGAUAAUGCAAAUAUAAAAUAUAUUCACGUAGAUCCUGACAGACUCCACUAUAAUAUUGAACUUGUACUUCGAAAAAUGAGAAUGAAUGCUUCGUAUAACUUCGACAUACGUGUACUAGUGCCUCUUGCUAAUAAGGGACUGGUUACCAUAAAACCAACAAAUGACGCAAUAAUAAAAGUAAAUCUGGAUCUAAAAGUGGCAACUAAGAAUGAGAAAAAAGAGAUAUACGUUUCAAAAGUAAAGACAAAUAUUAAUAUCACAGGAAUAGAAUAUACAUUUGAUGAAAGUGAAAAAGACUUAGUUCAACUGCAUCAAGCUAUCAAAAGUGUUGUAGACAGCAAUACUACAGAUAUUAUUAAUAUUGUUAUGGCAGCACUAGAAGAGAAACUCUCUCAACUAAUUAUCUACAUAUUUAAUACUAUUAGCCGUUCCAAUUACGAGGAACUAUUUGAAAAGAAUGUAUAAAUUGUCUGGUACUUUGGGAUUUAUUAUUGUAAGAUUUCUUACGUAUUAAAAUUGUAUUAAAAAAAAAUAGCUGAAAUAUUU
This is a messenger RNA of Trachymyrmex septentrionalis, 933 nucleotides long. RefSeq lists its product as uncharacterized. The record is from RefSeq and is a predicted model, not a curated record. NCBI's taxonomy places the organism in Eukaryota, Metazoa, Arthropoda, Insecta, Hymenoptera, Formicidae. Bases 1 to 852 code for a protein of 283 amino acids. The transcript has 4 exons.